UGUCCCAAAACAAGGGGUCGGGUAUAUAAGCGACUGAACGACAAGUAACAUCAUAACGACACCAUUCCUCACUUAGACCGCGGAACUUACAUUCCCUCACUCUCUACCGACCUGCCUGCCGAGUGGCUACCGAGAGUUGCAGAGAUGCUUCUUACCACGAGUGUGUACCAGCUCGCGCUCUUCUGCCUUCUUAUAAGUAGUUGUCAAGCUGUCAAGAACGGCGCCACGGAAAACUUAAACGCUCAGUUGAUCAGUAUGGUCCAGGAUACACCGAGUAGUAAUGUAUCAAUGAAUCAAGCACGCAACGGAGGAAGGCGUUUGACCAGCGCUGCGCGGAAAGAGCAGGGCCAGGCACAGAGCCAGGUGGGCUGCAGAGAGCUGCGUUCCACCAAGUACAUCUCAGAUGGUCAGUGCACCAGCCUGAACCCGGUCAAGGAGCUGGUUUGUGCUGGGGAGUGUCUCCCCUCCCACCUGCUGCCCAACUGGAUCGGUUCAGGCCCCGGCUACACCGGGAAGUUCUGGAGCCGGCGGGAGGCCCAGGAGUGGCGCUGCGUCAUCGACCGGACCCGGACCCAGCGCAUCAGCCUGCAGUGUCAGGACGGAAGCUCCAGGACCUACAAGAUCACAGUGGUUACUUCCUGCAAGUGUAAACGCUACUCCAGACAGAACAAUGACUCUGGGAAUGGGAAGUCAGAGGUGGAGGUGGGGCAGGCCCAGGGCCAGGCCUCCACACUCCAGAGGAGGAAGGGAAAGGAAGGGAAGAAUGGACGUUCUGGGCAGGAGGACUGGGUGGAAGAACAGCCUAAAAAAUACUGAACUGAGCCCUCUGGUCAGGGGGGUUCUGUACACCUCUGAGGGGAUGGAAGGUCUAUCUGUGGCCCCACUUCAGAAACAACUUCAACACCAACAGACACUAGUUUUGUUUAGAAGGCAUCAAUGUGUUCGCUGUGUUUAAUGCAGCUAUAUGGAGGAGGCUAUGGAAUGAUUCCUCAGACAGUGCAACUGGUUUGCCAAAUAUUGACUACUGUGGAUGUGUUUGUGAAUGUAUGUGUUUUUGUAUGUGAUAGAAUGAGACUAGUUCAAAUCGCACAAGAACUGCAUUUGACAACGUAAGAUGAGGUGUUCUCUCAACAGCUGAAUAUGUUGUCCAAAUAAUAAUGUUUAGAUUAACAGAAAAUGGCAUAGUAUGUAUAUAAAUAGUGAUUCUAUACUCUGGGUUACUUUUCAAAGUAUGUAAAGGAUUACUAUGACAAUGUAAUAUAUCUUUGUACGGGGAUAGCUGAACUUAAUAGAAAUAAGUUCAUGUUUUUAUAUAUUUGCUAGAUUCCAUGUAAUUACUUUCGGGACAAAUUGUGUCUCAAAUUAUUUGCCUUUGGAUAAUGAAAUAAAUAGUGCCUACCAUGA
Messenger RNA from Coregonus clupeaformis (lake whitefish), 1404 nucleotides. Its product is annotated as sclerostin domain-containing protein 1-like. Bases 145 to 816 code for a protein of 223 amino acids. The transcript has 2 exons. The record is from RefSeq and is a predicted model, not a curated record. Gene Ontology annotation, molecular function: BMP binding. Lineage: Eukaryota; Metazoa; Chordata; Actinopteri; Salmoniformes; Salmonidae. Gene Ontology annotation, biological process: negative regulation of Wnt signaling pathway; negative regulation of BMP signaling pathway.